GUUCCAUCGGGCAGCAUCCGGUGGUAGCGGGGCCUGUGGCUCCCCCUGCGGGCGGUUCAGCGGCGUGCACAGUCGGGCCGGCUGGCUGGUGGGGUGCAGAGGCUCGGGCAGCAUGACGACGGAGACCUUUGUGAAGGAUAUCAAGCCUGGGCUCAAGAAUCUGAACCUUAUCUUCAUUGUGCUGGAGACAGGCCGAGUGACCAAGACAAAGGACGGUCACGAAGUUCGGACCUGCAAAGUAGCAGACAAAACGGGCAGCAUCAAUAUUUCCGUCUGGGACGACGUGGGCAACCUGAUCCAGCCUGGGGACAUUAUCCGGCUCACCAAAGGGUAUGCUUCAGUGUUCAAAGGUUGUCUGACACUGUACACUGGCCGUGGGGGUGAUCUGCAGAAGAUUGGGGAAUUCUGUAUGGUUUAUUCUGAGGUUCCUAACUUCAGUGAGCCAAACCCAGAGUACAGCACCCAGCAGGCACCCAACAAGGCGGUACAGAACGACAGCAGCCCUACAACUCCCCAGCCUACCACUGGACCCCCAGCCGCUUCUCCAGCCUCUGAGAGCCAGAACGGGAAUGGACUGAGUGCUCCACCAGGUCCUGGUGGUGGCCCGCAUCCCCCUCACACUCCCUCCCACCCCCCUAGCACCCGAAUCACUCGAAGCCAGCCCAACCACACACCUGCAGGCCCUCCUGGCCCCUCCAGCAACCCUGUUAGUAACGGCAAAGAAACCCGGAGGAGCAGCAAGAGAUAGCAUGACAUUCUUCCUCCUUUCCCGCCAGCAACCAUAUCCAAGUGUCUCUGCCAGAGAGCAAGACAGCCUUCUACCGGCUUUGGGAUUAGGGUGGGGGGAGAAGUAUUUUAGCCACUAAACUUUACUGGAGGGGUGGUGAGCAGUGGCCUUAUCCACUCAGCUAAAGCUGCCUGUCCCUUGGGAUUCAGGACCCUCUGCCUGCCUUCCUUCCUCUUUAGAAA
Propithecus coquereli (Coquerel's sifaka) is the source of this 969-nucleotide messenger RNA. It is a transcript of the gene NABP2, whose product is annotated as nucleic acid binding protein 2. Gene Ontology annotation, cellular component: SOSS complex. Gene Ontology annotation, biological process: mitotic cell cycle checkpoint signaling; double-strand break repair via homologous recombination; response to ionizing radiation. Bases 113 to 748 code for a protein of 211 amino acids. The record is from RefSeq and is a predicted model, not a curated record. Gene Ontology annotation, molecular function: DNA binding. Lineage: Eukaryota; Metazoa; Chordata; Mammalia; Primates; Indriidae. The transcript is spliced from 7 exons.